This is a messenger RNA of Aspergillus calidoustus, 831 nucleotides long. Lineage: Eukaryota; Fungi; Ascomycota; Eurotiomycetes; Eurotiales; Aspergillaceae. The record is from the annotation of a GenBank genome assembly.
AUGACCUCCAAGUUCGCCGAGAACAUGUCCUACUACGACAACCAGCCCCACGCCUGGGGCGGCCAACAACCACAAUACCCCCCGCAACAACAACCACAGUACCAGCAAUACCCACCAACACACCCACAGGCCUAUCCGGCAUACCCUCCUCAGCAACAUCCAGGGCAAACAAUGGACCCUCACUUCCAACACAACGGCUACCAACCAAACACCAGCUACGCCCAACAACCCCCUCAAUCCACCCCCGGACAAAAUACCUCAUACCCACGAACCCUCGACGUCGCCUUCACAUCCUGGACCGGCCGGCACCUGCGCGUCUGCGAAAACACCGCCGACGGCCCCCUCGUCUACUCUGCCGACCUGAAAACCCGCAAACCACACAUGCUCUUCAAAGCCGAGGGCAGCGCCCACCUCCCCGCAACAGUCAUCUUCCACUCGUUCAGCCGCACCAUCGACGUGACAGUCAACGGGACCGAAAUCUCACUAAAACCCACAAGCAAAUGGAAGUACGAGUUCGCAUUCGAGUCGCCCGCCCUCGGCGGGAACCGGCUCGUCUGGAAGAAGAGCUCGGCCUGGAAGUUUCUGAAUAUCGAGUGUGUGGACGAGAGCAGCGGGACGGUGUAUGCGCGGUUUGCUAUGCACAAGGGGCUGAGUGCGAAGAAGGCCGGGACGCUGGAGCUUUUGGGUCCUUGUCUGGGGGCGCCGGCGGCGCUGGUUGAUGAGCUUGUUGUGACGGGGUUGGCGGAUGUGCAGUUGCAGAUGUCGCAGGUGGCCGCGGCCAACUCGGCUGCUGGGGCGAGUGCUGGUGUCAGUGCGGCGGUUUCUGCUUAA